Suricata suricatta (meerkat) is the source of this 2199-nucleotide messenger RNA. It is a transcript of the gene TPBGL, whose product is annotated as trophoblast glycoprotein like. The record is from RefSeq and is a predicted model, not a curated record. Gene Ontology annotation, biological process: negative regulation of canonical Wnt signaling pathway. The transcript has 2 exons. Gene Ontology annotation, cellular component: plasma membrane. The coding region runs from base 42 to 638 and encodes 198 amino acids. Lineage: Eukaryota; Metazoa; Chordata; Mammalia; Carnivora; Herpestidae.
GCGCGGCAGCGGCCAGGGCGCUGGAUGCGGGCGCAGCUGCGAUGGCCCCGCGCGCGGGACAGCCGGAGCAAAGGGGACCGCUCCUGCCGGGGCUGCUGCUGGUGGCGGCGGCGCUGAGCCGGCCCGCCGCGCCCUGUCCUUUCCAGUGCUACUGCUUUGGCGGCCCCAAGCUGCUGUUGCGCUGCGCGUCGGGCGCUGAGCUCCGCUGUGCAGCGCGCCCCCUGCUGGCCUGGCUGCGCAACGCCACUGAGCGCGUACCCGACGCGCGGCGCCUGCGCUGCGCCGCCCCGCGGGCGCUGCAGGACCGGCCUUUCCUGGACCUGGACGAGGCUCGGCUGCGCUGUGCCGACGGCGAUGGAUACGGUCGCGGGGAAGAAGUGGAACUCACCGGCCCGGAGCUUGAAGCCUCUUACGUCUUCUUUGGGCUGGUGCUAGCACUCAUCGGCCUCAUCUUCCUCAUGGUGCUCUACCUAAACCGCCGCGGCAUCCAGCGCUGGAUGCGCAACUUGCGCGAGGCCUGCCGGGACCAGAUGGAGGGCUACCACUACCGCUAUGAGCAGGACGCCGACCCUCACCGCGCACCCGCUCCGGCUGCCCCCGCAGGAUCCCGCGCCACUUCCCCGGGCUCAGGCCUCUGAAGUGUCACCACUUGGGGGUUGUUGGCUGUCCCUGCCAGCUGAUGACUUUACUGGGGCUGUCUGGCCUGAAGCCAUGGGUAUGAGACACCCGCGAGUUGGGGGCUUUGAGACUUGCCCCUGCCUGGCCUGAGACCUUUGGAUUAUGGCAUCCCCCCCACCCAGAGACCCCCAAGCUGUACCCCCACUCCCCAGCCUCUGGGAGCUCUCACCAUCAAAGAUCGAGAGACACCCCCUUCUGAUUUCAGAACCCCAACUUGCCCAUCCCAGACUCUGACACAUUCCUCCUAAACCACCAAAAUCACCUUCCCCUUUUCAAGACUUUUCAGGAAACUUUGUCCUUCAAACUUUGUCCUGCCUCCACCACCCUGUACUUUGAGGCCUGCCCUCUCAGUGGCAAACCAUCCUAGACAUUACUGACUCUCAUCUCCAGCUUGGAGACCUCAUUUUCCUUCCCAGGGCUCAGGGACCCUUACAUCCCAUUCCACUCUCAGAAGCAGAGCACCCCCACCUGAAGGUUUUUGUGGACUUUGAACCUUUUUUCUCAUCCCGGAGCUCUGAGCCCUCCAUCCUACAGACACCCACAUCCCCAGGCUGUGAGGGUUAGGCACCCUCCCCCAAUUGGGGGAUGUAUUUCAUACUGCCCACCUCCAGCAGCUCUGCCUCAGGCUCCACCUUUACUUGGUCCAGGCUUGGGGCUCAGCUCCAACUGUCUCCCAUCCCAGGGACAGUCACACCCUGUUAUAGCCUUAGUAUGGAACCAAUCCUCAUCCUUUCUCACCGGGGCUCUGAUCCCCCAAUACUCAGUGCUUGUCCCUAAUCUCCAGACUCUCAGCUCUUCACCCUGAUCUGAGUUAAAUCUCCCUGCCCAAGUUUUAGGCUAUCUAUCCCCUCCUGCACCCAUCGCUUGCAUUCACUAUCCACCCCUGCCAUUCACUGGGUCAGGGUCCAGUGAGGAAUCCAUUCCUGGGAUGUGCCCACCCCCCUCCCCAUGAGCUCUCCAGCCCUACAAGACAGGUGCAGGUGCCAAGCAUCCCCCAACCAUACUGGCCCCAACCAGAUGCCCAUGAGGAAGGAAAGACUCCUUCAAAGUAGUUGAUUGGGCCUCAGAACCAGGGUCACCUAUACAUUGUGGCCUCAGAGAGAGAUAGGGGAGAGGCUUUGAAGAGCUGGGAGCUGUCGCCCACACACUCUUUCCCACCCAUGUGACUCUCCACCCCACCCCCCUGGGGUUUCCUUGAUAUCAUGUCCCCCUCCCCCAUGCCUUUUGGAAAAGGUGAGGGGCCUCAUUUCUUGUCUCAGGCACAAGCCAUCCUGUUUAGGGUCAGAGCCUCAGUGCCCUGCCUUCUGCAUGAUCCCAAAGCACAACUGGUGAGUGGGGAGGGGGCAGCCUCUCCCUGACUCCCAUCCCCUAGGUCAGGCAGAAUGGCUGGCCUGUGCUGUCUCUGCACACAGGAAGUCCCUCCUCCUUCAACAUAUUGGCUGAGGCCUGCCUUCCCACCCCCACCCAAGACAUCUGGAUCUCCCUUGGGCAGUUUUCUAUAAAGUCUGCAAUAAUCUCAGA